Molecule: messenger RNA, 1133 nt
Organism: Coccinella septempunctata (seven-spotted ladybird)
Lineage: Eukaryota; Metazoa; Arthropoda; Insecta; Coleoptera; Coccinellidae
Gene: Arglu1
Product: UPF0430 protein CG31712
Exons: 4
Coding region: 152-922 (256 amino acids)
Cellular component (GO): mitochondrion; nucleoplasm
Molecular function (GO): cadherin binding
Source: RefSeq, a predicted model, not a curated record
AAAUAUUUAUAGGUUGACUUUUGCUUCCUGUGACGAGUGAAAUGAAUCUAAAACCAAAUUAUAGCAUCUAUUAAUUCCUUUUUCUGGGUAAAAUUGAUUGUUGAAUUAGUUUUUACUACUGCUGAGUUUGUUGGACGAGAUAUUAUUCACGAUGGGGAGAUCUCGCUCUCGUAGUCGAUCUCCAAAAAAGCACCAUAAAAGCAAACAUCAUAAGAGAAGCAAAUCUAGGGAUAGGCGUGAAAAAAGAUCGGAAUCUAGUUGUAAGAGUUUUAAAAGUACUGAUAAAGUGAAAGAAAAAUCAUCAAAAUCCAGGAAAAGAUCUCAUUCCAUAUCUUCAACAUCGAGUAGUGAUGCAUCUAUUGAUACAAAGUUUGAUAAGCAUAAGAGGUCUAGGUUACAUAGAAAAAUGGAUGAAGUUGAAAGAUUAGCAGAAAUGGAAAGACAAAGGAGACAAAGGGAAACAGAGCAUCGCCUGAUUGAGGAGGAAGCUGCUAAGAGAAUAGAGGAAAUGGUGAAGAAACGAGUCGAAGAAGAGCUGGAGAAAAGAAGGGAUGAAAUAGAAAGAGAGGUGAAUAGAAGGGUAGAAGAAGCCAAGAGAAUCAUGGAAAAGCAAAUGAUGGAAGACUUGGAAAAAAGAAGAGAGAAGCAGAUGGAAGAAGAGAGGAGAAGACAGGAGGAAGAAAAGCAGAAACAAGCAAUGGUUGAAAAGAUACUCGAGGAAAAUCAGAGAAAAAUAGAAGAAGCCCAAAAAAAGCUGGCUGAAGAGAGAUUGGCAAUGGUUGAAGAGCAGAGAAAAAUGGAUGAAGAGAGGCAAAGACUCCGGAAGGAACAUGAAAAACGUAUCAAGGAAGAGCAAAAGAAAAUCUUGGGCAAGAACAACUCUAGGCCUAAGUUAUCUUUUACUUUCAAGCCUGCGUUAUAGAAGUGUAAGUGAUGUUUGCGAUAUUGCAAAGUUAAUCAGUCAUAAAACAAAAUUAAUUGAUGAAUUCGGAAUGUAAGGAUAAGGAUUUGUUUUAGGUACAAAUUAUGAUGUAUCAUAAUUUUAAAGACUUUUUUGUACAGUUUACAAUAAUGUAGGUAGCCAUUUUAUGUACAGAUGAAUUAAGUUAAUUGUAAUAAAAAACUAUACUAUA